Molecule: messenger RNA, 137 nt
Organism: Cetraspora pellucida
Lineage: Eukaryota; Fungi; Glomeromycota; Glomeromycetes; Diversisporales; Gigasporaceae
Source: the annotation of a GenBank genome assembly
AAACUAAUGAUACUCCCUCUUGGAUUAUUCAUCUUGACCAAGAAAAUAUUCUUGAAUCUAGGAAUUCUAGUGAUGAAGAAUCAGACCCAAACCAUGAAUUAAAUAUUGACCUAGAUAACUUUUUCUAUACUGCCCCU